Molecule: messenger RNA, 1035 nt
Organism: Colletotrichum truncatum
Lineage: Eukaryota; Fungi; Ascomycota; Sordariomycetes; Glomerellales; Glomerellaceae
Source: RefSeq, a predicted model, not a curated record
AUGUGCAGGUCAAAUAUUCGGCGCUUUGGGUCCAUCCCGUGGCUGCAGCUGAUGCUGCAUCUGCUUCUGCUCGCCGAAAUCGCCGCUGCAGCUUGCACUGGUUACCAGGGCACGUUUGCCAGAGGGAACGCCAUCUUCCUGGCAUGCGCAAUACCACAGGGUGUUAGUGGUAACGUUAUUGUUACGGGUCUGAGUGGUGCCACUGUCGAACCCGAUAUAUGCCAGCAGAUCUGCUUCGAGCAGUUGAACUACCCCUUCGCCUUUUUGAUCGAUUCAGCUUGCUACUGUGCCCCAGCGGACAGUAACAACGCUUACUCUUUCGCGCUUUCAAAUAGCUGCACUUUCUGCUGUCCGGGUAACGCCAACGCUCAAUGCGGUAAUGGCGGCGUGGGUGCGGCCAAUGUCUACUACGAUCCGCAGAGGCCGCUGCCCACGACAACCUCGUCAACCGUCUCCAGCACUUCUUCAUCGAGUUCCAGCAGCUUCGAAUCAUCCUCUAGCAGUAGCAUCUCUUCUUCCACGGCUACCACCAGCUCGUCCACCGUUGAAAGUACCAGCACUUCUUCAACAUCUCCUACAUCCAACAGCAGCAGUACAAGUGAUACAGGAACCAGCACCGGCAUUUUCAUGGGGUCUUCAACAAGCACACCCGCGCCGACAGCUUCCACGAGCGUCUCAUCUGGGUCGCUCUGCAUCGACGUUGAGCAUGCCUUCUUCCAGUCUCUUGAACAGCGGCACCUCUUCUCCGGGUCUUACUCCGAGCACACUCUCGUCAACUACAGCUCUGGUUUCAACAGCUCCAGGCUUGGCUUCAGUGUCGCCCAGCUCGACUUUCACUCCGACCAUUGCCUUGACCGCAAGCAGUCCAAGCGGAAGCCAGUCGCCUUCCACCUCUUUGACAACGAGCGUGUCUACGCCUGCGACCCCGACAUCUGCUUCCACGAUACCCUCGGAUCUGGUCGGGAUACCGGUGUUCUUCACCAUUCAAGUAGCUGGAUUUCCACCAGGACCUCAACCAACGGGCGAGGAAGCUAG